Molecule: messenger RNA, 564 nt
Organism: Pseudocercospora fijiensis CIRAD86
Lineage: Eukaryota; Fungi; Ascomycota; Dothideomycetes; Mycosphaerellales; Mycosphaerellaceae
Exons: 1
Coding region: 1-564 (187 amino acids)
Molecular function (GO): RNA-DNA hybrid ribonuclease activity; nucleic acid binding
Source: RefSeq, a predicted model, not a curated record
AUGGCUUCGCACGGCACCACCACCGCCACCAACCCCCUCACCGCCCCAACCUUCGGCUACCAAGCCGUCUACACCGACGGCAGCUUCGACCCUCAGACGAACGUAGCUGGCUGCGCCUUCGUCUUCAAAGACAGAGCCACGGAAAUGUGGCACUGUUUCGGAGAGUCCUGUGGCUUCCAAGCCAACGCCAAGGUCGCCGAGCUCGAGGGCAUCAAGGCCGCCCUCCUCUACGCCGAGGAGCACUGGAUCGGCAAGGUGACGGACCUGGAGAUCCUCACCGACGCCGUCAAAGCGAUCGGCGACAUCGAGCACUGCUUUUUCGGCGGCGUGCAGCGUGGCUGGCCUCACCUGGCGGUCACCAUCGACAUCUGCAACCUGAUUGCAGAUCUGGCCAACAACAACGCUGCUUCGCCGAUGCUGGUCGUCAUCAAGGCCGUCAAGGCACACUCCGGCAUCCGAGGAAACGACCUCGCCGACGAGAUGGCGGUGACUUCCCGCCGCACCAGUUAUCAUUUCGGGCGCACCACCACCACCACCGUGGUUCGCGACUCCAACGUGGCUUGA